Messenger RNA from Vitis riparia (riverbank grape), 1512 nucleotides. RefSeq lists its product as uncharacterized. The record is from RefSeq and is a predicted model, not a curated record. Bases 212 to 1339 code for a protein of 375 amino acids. The transcript is spliced from 4 exons. NCBI's taxonomy places the organism in Eukaryota, Viridiplantae, Streptophyta, Magnoliopsida, Vitales, Vitaceae.
CAAAUUAAGGCCGUUCGUGUUGUUUGCACAUGGGGGGAUUCAGUGGCACCUAACCCAUCUCAAAGGAAUAUCCCCCCUUUUGUUUGGUUUUUUGAUUGAAGGUGUUGUUGAUCAGAGUCUCUUUUCCCAAACUGAGGAUAAGAGUGGGGAGUGGACAGAGGGAGGGAGGGAGGGAGGAAGGGAGAGAGCAGCAGCAGCAGCAGCAGCAGCAAUGGCAGUUUCUGCCAGUAACAUCAUCUAUUACAACAGAAGAACUCUGAGACCUCCAACUCUCUCUUUCUCAAAGCUUCAAAUCCAUUCCAAAUUCACCACCCUUGGAUUCCCAUCUCUCUUUCAGCACCCCCAUCACUCUUAUUCUCCAACUUCCAUCUGUCCCUCUGCCUCCCCAGUUGCCAAGGCCGCCUCAAGUUUUGUUGAAGUAGAUGACUAUAAGAAUAGCUUUGAUUCCACUGCCACCACCAGCUCAUGGCCUGAAUUUGCAAGAAAUGUGUCUGGUGAGUGGGAUGGAUAUGGAGCAGAUUUCUCAAGUGAAGGGAAACCUAUAGAACUUCCUGAGUUUGUUGUGCCUGAAGCUUACAGGGAGUGGGAAGUUAAGGUGUUUGAUUGGCAGACUCAAUGCCCAACUCUUGCUGAACCAGAGGACCAUACUGUUGCAUACAAAUUGAUAAAGCUACUCCCCACUGUGGGAUGUGAGGCUGAUGCUGCAACUAGGUAUAGCAUUGAUGAGAGGAACAUUGGAGAUUCUCAUAACAGCCUUGCAGCCUUUGCAUAUCAGUCUACUGGAUGCUAUGUUGCUCUAUGGCCAAUGGAGGAUGGCUUAUUUGAGUUGGAGCAUUGUUUGAUUGAUCCUCAAAAUAAGGAGUCAAGGGUGAGGAUUAUUCAGGUCCUUCUUUUAGAUAACACAAGGAUGGUGCUUCAGAAUAUUCAAGUUUUUUGUGAGCAGUGGUAUGGCCCCUUCAGGAAUGGGGAGCAGCUGGGUGGUUGUGCUAUCCGCGAUUCUGCAUUUGCUUCUACAGAUGCCAUGAAAAGUUCAGAAGUUGUAGGUGUCUGGCAGGCCUCUAGUUCUGUUGCCAGCUUCCAUAGUUCUCAGACUAAUGUCUUUCAAGAACUUGUAGAAGGCAUUACACAGAAGUCAGCCAGGGAUGGAGACGAUCUCAUAUUACUCCCAAAGCAAUUGUGGUGUUCAGUAAGCGAAAGAGAAGAUGGAGACACUUGUUGCGAGGUAGGAUGGCUGUUAGAUCGUGGUCAUGCUAUGACAUCAAGAUGCAUCUUCUCAAAGGAUGCAAACUUAAAGGAAAUUGCAGUAGCAAGGGAAAGCUUAGCUGUGGAGGGUGCAUAGCCAUUGAUCGUCAUCACUCAAAUCAGCUUCAAGUGUUUACCAGUAGAAAGAAAACUUGUUAUACUACAGCCCGUUGAAAUGAAAAUGUAUUCUGUUUGGUUUAGUUUGUAUUAGAUUCUGCUGUGAUAUUUUCAACCCAUAGUAAUAAUAGCAAAUGAGACUCUGUUUUGCUC